AUGGGAGGCUGUGCGAGCAAGCCAAAGGAGUUCGACACCCCUCGCCCAGAGACCCUCCCUAGCGAGACCACCAGCCCCAAGAAGGCUGAUGGCCCUCAGGAGGGUGAGGCCACUACUACAACCACCACCGCCACUACCAACCAGGAUGCGAAACAAGAGGAGACCACCACUGAAGCACCUUUGGUAGACCUCUCAAAGCCAAAGGAGAAGGAGGCUGAGGCUGCGGCCGAGGCUGAUGUGGUAGCAACUGAAAAGGAUCAAGCCGAAGUUGUUGCCAAGCAACUGGCGGAGAUUAAUCUCGUUGAGGCUGUGAAGGAGACCAAGGGGAAAGAGCUGGUGGAGGAGCCUGCACGGAAGGCGAAAGAAGAGGAGCCUGCACGGAAGGCGAAAGAAGAGGAGCCAGCGGUGGAGAUCAAUCCAAAGGCCACGGAGGAGGAUGUAGCAAAGGCAGCAGCUCCGGCCGCGGCAGAGGACAAGGCUAAGGAUGCACCUCUUGUUAUUGUUUGA
Malus domestica (apple) is the source of this 507-nucleotide messenger RNA. RefSeq lists its product as uncharacterized. NCBI's taxonomy places the organism in Eukaryota, Viridiplantae, Streptophyta, Magnoliopsida, Rosales, Rosaceae. The record is from RefSeq and is a predicted model, not a curated record.